CUGGCUGGGCAGCUUUUCUUCUCCCAGCCGCUAGUGGGUCAUUCAGAUGACGCAGCAGGCAGGCCGGGCAAGUCGCAAGCUGCAAAGCAGGCGGGCUUCUCGGCCCUGGCCGGGCUGCUGCAGCAGCAACCCCGAGGAAAACCUCUCGUCAUCGUCACCACCCGGCUGGACUGCACCUUCACCCCGGCUUCCAGUCCAGAGCGCAGGCAGCGAGGGCUCACUCUAAAGCAGCCACGGCCAGCCGCUUGGUUUCCGGAGGGCUGAGCCUGCGCUUUCUGGCCCUAGCCCCGCCUCCCGCUCGCUGCCGCGCUGCUUUCUCUUCUCCAUCUCCAGUCGGCGCCCGGCGAAGGGGAGCCGUGGCAGGAGAGCUCGCACUGGCGCCGGCUCCAGGCAGGAGAAGCUGCGCGCGGCUCGCGGGCCUGAGACUUAAGCGCGCCUCGUCGCUGCGGGGCAUCGCCAGCUCCCUUUGCUUGAGGUACAUUAGGAGGGGCGUCUCCUAGCAAGCUUGACUCGCCGCCGCCGCCUUUUCACUUUGCCUCUCUUGCAGGGCAUGGAGCCGAAGAGGGCGCACCCCCUGGCCUUUUCCUCUGGCUGACGCGUGAGUGUGGCGCGCCUUCCGCCGCGCUCUUUGGCUCCUUCCAUUCAUUGCAGGUGGCACCUCUCUGCUGACUCCACACUCAUGUUUCCAUCGUGGGCGGGUACUUUCUAACCUGGGAGAUGGACGCUGGGGGAAGGCUCUAGCUUGACGGAAUCUUAUUGGCCUAGGAAGGAAGAGGUCUUUGGGGACAAACCAAGACCAGUUUGUUGAUGUCAAAGCUGGUAUCUGGAAAGCUGGAAUAUCCAAAUUAAUAUGAUUAUACUACUACACUGGAGAUAGUUCUGUGCUGUCAAAUGUAGUCUAAUAACUGACUUUGUAACUGCCAUGUUAAUGCUGCUUGCAUUUGGAGUGCUACUUCAAGAAAUCUUGGCUAAGGCUCAAGAUGAAAAUCUUACUGCUGGCAACAAUACUCGGGAAGUACCAUUGUAUAACUAUGAAAACAUCAACUUGCCAGAAGAGCAUAUCCCAUACUUUUUACGAAAUAACCAGCAUAUUGUUGCAGCCUGCAAGCAGGACCUUCAGUGCCCCUAUAAAAAGUACUUGAAGAAAUUAAAAGCCUGUUGGGGUUAUGAGAAAUCAUGCAAGGCAGAGCACAGAUUUGGAUACCCAGCAUGUAGUUAUGCUGAGAUAGGAUGGGCUAGUACCAUUGAGGAGGCACAGCUUGUCUUCUGGAAGCAAGCUGAUUUUGGUUAUGUUAAAGAGAGGAUGAACGAAGUGAAGAUCCACUGCAAACCUCAGGCAAUGGGAGAUUCUUCACUCGAAUGCUCUCGUUUCCUUCAGUAUUGCAGAGCAACAAAUUUGUACAUUGAUUUAAGAACUCCAAAGAGAAACCAUGAGAGAUUCAAUGAAGACUUUUUCCAGAAGGGUCAAGUUGGAGGUCACUGUAAAAUGGACAUUCAAACUUUCCUUGCUGAAGGUCAGCGGAAAAGCCCUCUUCAGUCAUGGUUUGCUGAACUCCAUACAUAUAUAGAAUUGAACUCCAGACCUAUGGAAGAUGGCAGUUGUGAUGUGGUUAUUGACAAGCCAACUUACUUCAUGAAGCUUGAUGCAGGUGUGAAUAUGUAUCACCAUUUCUGUGACUUUGUCAAUCUUUACAUCACACAGCAUGUCAUCAACUCAUUCAGCACAGAUGUCAACAUUGUCAUGUGGGAUACAAGCGCCUAUGGAUAUGGAGACUUGUUCAAUGAAACUUGGAAGGCAUUUACAGACUAUGACAUUAUACAUUUGAAAUCCUAUGAUUCAAAAAGGGUAUGCUUCAAAGAAGCAGUUUUUACGCUACUGCCUCGAAUGAGGUAUGGCUUAUUUUAUAACACCCCAUUGAUCUCUGGCUGCCAUGGCACAGGAUUAUUCAGAGCUUUUCCCCAGCAUGUGCUGCACAGAUUAAAUGUCACACAAGAAGGACCAAAGGAUGGAAAAAUCAGAGUGACAAUACUUGCCCGAAGUACAGAAUACAGGAAGAUAUUAAACCAGAAUGAGCUUGCCAGUGCUUUGAAAACACUGUCAUUAUUUGAGGUCCGAAUAGUGAAUUACAAGUACAAGGAGCUUAAAUUUUCAGAGCAGCUGAAAACUACGCACAAUUCUGAUAUAUUCAUUGGAAUGCAUGGAGCAGGACUUACCCAUCUUCUCUUUCUUCCAGACUGGGCUGUCAUCUUUGAACUAUACAACUGUGAAGAUGAACGUUGUUAUUUAGAUCUAGCAAGGCUGAGAGGUGUCCAUUACAUCACAUGGCAACGGAAGGAUAAAGUGUUCCCUCAGGACGAGGGGCAUCAUCCAACACUAGGAAAGCACCCGAAGUUUACAAAUUACUCCUUCGAUGUGGAAGAAUUUGUCCGCUUGGUGCUCUUGGCGGCUGAUCAUGUAUCACAACACUCCAAGUGGCCAUUUAGAAGAAAACACGAUGAAUUCUAGGUCUAAUAUCAGGUUUUACAUAGUAUUUUAAAUACUAAAGUGUUUAGAAGGUCAUCAGUUUUGAUACACAAUUGAUAAUUGCUAAUUUUUUUUUCCCUGGAGGGAAAAGGAAAAAAGCUAACGGAAUGGGAGUAACAUGGUAUACCCAGCUCUUUCAUUGUGUCUUAUUUCUGUAUUUUUUAUUUACUUAUUGACAUCUCGCUUCCUAAUUUUACUUGAGUUUGAAUUAUGUGAGCUCUAUUUAUUAAGAUGACUAAUGUUUGCACUGCUUUCUUCCUGUUUAUUUUAGGAUGGCCACCUUCAUUAUUAGAAAGGAUGACUGUUUAAAACUGUGCAGUUAAAGAUAAGCACACAGGAUCCUGUUUGUCAUCUUCCCUUCUUCUUAUUUAGGUCAUUCAAUAGCAUUCCAGAUUUUUAAAACUCUGUCAUCCCUCUCUUCUUUCUAUGCUUGCAAGACACUCCAUAGUCCUAAAUAAAGGAAGGUAGAGAAAGAGAAUAGGAUGAUGAAUACCGCUUUUCAACAAAAAGUUUCCAAAGCGGUUUACAUAGAUAUAGAUAGAUAAAAUGGCUCCCUGUCCCCAAGGGCUCACAAUCUAAAUAAGACACCAGCAACAGCUACUGGAGGGAUGUUGUGCUGGGGAUGGAUAGAGCCAGUUGCUCUCCCCGUGCUAAAUACAGAGAACCACCACUUUUAAAAGAUGCCUCUUUGCUCAGGUAGCAGGGGUUCAGAAUGCAGCUGAGUUGCUGCCAUUUUAAAGAGAAAAUGCAGAGCCAGAAAAAAGCAGGUGCUGACAAACUUCUAAUUCUUGCAGGGUUAAAAGAACAACUAUUACUAUUCUUAUUUAAUUCCUCCCUUGUUUCUACUGCUGUCCAUCCAUUUCAAAUUACAUUUGUCAUGUAUAAAUUUAAUUAACCGACAUAGGAAACUAUAUGUCUGUGAUGCACUCGGGCAAGUCAUGUUAAAAAAUGCCGUUGUUUUUUUCUUCUCACCAGUAGACUCUAAAUUUCAGAAUUAUUGGCUGACAUUCUGACUGAUGAAACACUUGUGUAAUGAGCAGUGUUGCAUUGGUGCGAAAAGACUGCAUAGUUGCACUAAAAAAUCCUGCAAGGAUUUGCACAAAAUUCCCUUGAAAAUAAAUGAGAUGUGCUGUACUCGCACACUGUUGUGCAAACGCAAGCAUGUUUGCAGUAGUGCAACACGAGGAGAGCUGGUCUUGUGGUAGCAAGCAUGACUUGUUCCCUUUGCUAAGUAGUGUCUGCCCUUGUUGAAUUUGAAUGGGAGACCACAUGUGAGCACUGUAAGAUAUUCCCCUCAGGGGAUGGAGCUGCUCUGGGAAGAGCAGAAGGUUUCCCUCGCUGGCUUCUCCAGGAUAGGGCUGAGAGAGAUUCCUGCCUGCAACCUUGAAGAAGCUAGUCUGUGUAGACAGUACUGAGCUAGAUGGACCAAUGGUCUGUCUCAGUAUAUGGCAGCUGCCUAUGUUCCUACUAGUCUGGAUCACAAGCACCAGACUUAGCACAGUUAGCUAGCACAAGCACUUUGCACUAGUGCGACAUCUUUUCACAAGUGCUCAGUUUGGCUGUCGACCUCUGUGUGUGAUAGGAAGGAAGUUUAUGUUCUUUGGAAGAAAAUCGGGUGUAUUUUUGUAACCCAUGUGUGUUAGAACUAUCCUACUGUAAGUUUUAAAAAUGAAAUUUUAAAAAGGUGUAACAUCAGUGCUGAAUGGAAAUGUAUGACCAUGCAUGUAACUUUAAAACUACAAAACCCUUGGAAACUUAAGACUUAAUGCUUUAAGACAAUUUACUUUUUCCUAAAUAAACUUUUCUAUUAUUUA
Messenger RNA from Hemicordylus capensis (graceful crag lizard), 4338 nucleotides. It is a transcript of the gene EOGT, whose product is annotated as EGF domain specific O-linked N-acetylglucosamine transferase. Gene Ontology annotation, molecular function: protein N-acetylglucosaminyltransferase activity. Lineage: Eukaryota; Metazoa; Chordata; Lepidosauria; Squamata; Cordylidae. The transcript has 17 exons. The coding region runs from base 923 to 2506 and encodes 527 amino acids. The record is from RefSeq and is a predicted model, not a curated record. Gene Ontology annotation, cellular component: endoplasmic reticulum lumen.